Molecule: messenger RNA, 1534 nt
Organism: Hemicordylus capensis (graceful crag lizard)
Lineage: Eukaryota; Metazoa; Chordata; Lepidosauria; Squamata; Cordylidae
Product: suppressor of cytokine signaling 3-like
Exons: 2
Coding region: 728-1342 (204 amino acids)
Biological process (GO): phosphatidylinositol phosphate biosynthetic process; intracellular signal transduction
Cellular component (GO): phosphatidylinositol 3-kinase complex
Molecular function (GO): 1-phosphatidylinositol-3-kinase regulator activity
Source: RefSeq, a predicted model, not a curated record
GAAGCCCAACCUCUCGCAGCGUGUCAGCGGCCCCCGUGAAAACAGAAUAUGUCAGCGCCUUUGGGGACCGUGGCAGUGGGGAUCUGCUCUCGCAACCCCCUCUCUCCCUUUUCCCAGCCCUCUCCCUCUUCUGCUCCCCUCGCAACGCAGCCAGCACGACACUGAAAUUGUAUGCGAGUUAAUUGGCGGCUUUUCUUUGCUAACUCCCCCAGCCCCCACCCCGCGCCCUUGCUCUCUCCUGGUUACUUCUGCUAGCGGGAAGAGCGCUUCCUGCCCCAGAAGCGCGCACACGCGUUCACACGGCACUUCCAGGAAACCAGGGCAAGAAGCUGAGAUUCUUUUGCAAAGGGGUGAAUCGGCUCGCUUUGCUUCUCGCGCUCCUCCCCCACGCAAACAACUUCCACCGCUUUCUGCUCCCGAGUCCUGAUCGGGAAGUAUCCGGGGAAUACAUCUAUAUUAAUUAGCAAAAGCAGAGAACAAACCUCCAUCCGGUAUAUUCCAGGCAUCGGUGCGUUUGCUGGUUGCUUCCCAUCGGCGGCUCUGAAAGUAUGGGAAAGGGAUGCGAUCGGACGGGGAUCGGGUCUGGCAGCAGCCCCACUGAAGUGGAGAUCAUUUUUUAAUUUGGGGUUCUGCCACGCUUGACUUACAGGCAUCGCUGCUUCCACCGCCACCAAAGAUGCUGGUCCGGUAAGUGAUCCAAGAUCCCUCCUGGCCACCCCGAGGCGCGAUGGUCCCUCUGUGCUGGUGCUGCCCGCCAGCACCCACCCCAGCCGCGGCGGCCAUGAGCGCUACAGCCACACCUUCCUAUCACUUCAAGAGCUUCUGCGGGGAGUUUGAGCGGGUGGAGAGCGCCCUGGAACGCCUCGAGGCCAGCGGCUUCUACUGGGGCAGCCUGUCAGGGACCGAAGCCAAGCGCCUGUUGACCUCCCAGGCCCCUGGUGUUUUCCUGGUGCGGGAUUCUUCUGACCACCACCACCUCUUCACCCUGAGCGUCCGCACCAACACCGGCAUUACCAACCUGCGUAUCCAGCAACAAGGGUCGGCUUUCCACCUGGAGGCCCUGCCGGGUGUGGGCCACCCCCCAACUUUCCGCUGCGUGGUCCAGCUGGUUGAGCAUUAUCUCUGCCUGGGGGCCGUGGAAGGGGGCCCUUGCUAUCUGGAGAGGGAGGGCCAGCCCCCCGUGCCCUUGGCUCUCACCCAGCCCCUCCGCUGCAAGGUGCCUACUCUGCAAGAGCUCUGCCGCCGGGCUGUGCGAGCUAGCGUCCGGGGCCGAGGAGACCCCAGGGCUCAGCUGGAGGGGCUGCCGGUGCCUCAGGGACUCUUGAGCUCACUGUGCGGCUAAGGGGGUGGGGGGGGGGAGGAUGGUGCAACGCCAUGAGCCCCUGAGAUGAGUGGAGGGUGCUUCUCUCAAAACAUUCCUUGUACAGUCGUACCUGGACAGGACUGCCCGCCCGCCGUGUGGUGCCGGAGGCCUCUGUAUAUCACCUUCAUGGAAUAAACCAACUGGCGUAUGGGGCCAGCCAUAUCAUCAUUC